AUGCAUCCGGGACUGUUCGAAAUGAUCGUUCUCCUAAUCCAAGCAUCCGCGCUCACAGCCAGGGAUCUCGAUCGGAAUAAUCGUUCCUCUUUGGAACGGUCCCAUCUGGGCGAUCGGCAGCAAAUCCGACCGAUCCAAGCGGACGUUUCCGAUUUUAUCGCCGUGGAUACCACACCCGGCUUCGAAGAAGUGGUCGCUAGUUUUCUGAUCUACUACGACCGCCUCGGGGCAUACGUCCGCAAUGAGGCCACCAUCACCGUCACAAUGGUAUGGAUUGGCUCGAUUAUUGAGGUGAACUUCAACGUACGUGGCGACCCCAGGACACCCCCGUUCGUCAUUAUCAAUAAUAAAAAAGUAUGUUUUGGGAAAUGUUGGGCUGAUCUGAAACGUGCUGGUGAUUCGUUGAAUGUCACAUUCCGAGACGACAAUUCAACUUUGAUUCACAUCAAUCGAGUUGACCUGACUCGUUUCACAUUCACCUACGAUUCAUGCGAACAACCGCUGCAGAAUGUGCAAUGCAGACUACGAAAAUAUGAUCGGUUGACAGUUUGCAUCUGUAACGAAGGUGUGGACGCUUGCGUCGUCCCAUCGCCUCCGCUGCUGAAUAAGGAAGAAUGUACCGACUACUAUGAAAGCUCAACUUCAUCCACUUCAACGCUGAGGACGUCUACAGCCACAACUAGCAAGGCUACGUCCUCCGGUUCAAUCGAAAAAACUUCUCAGGAUCCACUGUCCACGGGUUCAGCCUGUCCCUGCUUUGCUGGAAUAAUUUUCGGCUUAUUAUGUUAUUUCCUUCUUUCUCGUGUUUAG
Messenger RNA from Necator americanus (New World hookworm), 810 nucleotides. RefSeq lists its product as uncharacterized. The record is from RefSeq and is a predicted model, not a curated record. NCBI's taxonomy places the organism in Eukaryota, Metazoa, Nematoda, Chromadorea, Rhabditida, Ancylostomatidae. The transcript has 3 exons. The coding region runs from base 1 to 810 and encodes 269 amino acids.